CUCGCUCUGAUGACCACACACAUUCGGAAUACCAUCAGAUGGACCCUGCAGCCAGUGAAACGAUGGAGAUGGUGGCUCUGGGCCGUCCAUUCAGCCUGGUGCUUUAUGACUGCCGCAGAGACUCACUCAUCCCUGGAAUGACUCUGUGGGACCAGAAUGACCUGGAGAAAGACACAAGGGAAAGACCCAGCCCUAACAGUGACUUUGAGAUAGUUGCAUCUGAGUCUAUUGAGGAUAAAUUAUCAGCACUAAAUGUUGAAGCGUCUCUGAAAGCAAGUUUCUUGUGUGGUUUGGUAAAAGUUGGAGGAUCAGCCAAAUACCUGAAUGAUCAGAAGACCUCUAAAAAACAGGCCAGAAUGACACUGAAGUACAAAACUACCACAAAGUUCCAGGAACUGUCAAUGAAUCAUCUUGGAAGAGGAAAUGUGAAACAUCCAUACGUUUUUGAACAAGGUUUAGCAACUCAUGUAGUCACAGGUAUUCUUUAUGGGGCACAAGCCUUCUUUGUGUUUGACCGUGAAGUUUCUGAAAAAGAAAAUAAUCAAGAUAUUCAGGGCAGCUUGAAAGUGAUGAUCAACAAGAUACCCACCAUUUCUAUAGAGGGUGAUGGUUCCCUGAAAAUGGAAGAUAAGGACAAAGCAAAUGUUGAGAAAUUCUCAUGCAAAUUUCUUGGAGACUUUUCUCUAACAAAAAAUCCAGUGUCCUAUUCGGAUGCUGUUGAGGUUUACCAAAGCCUGCCAAAACUACUAGGAACCAAUGGAGAAAAUGCCGUACCAAUGAAGGUCUGGCUGUUACCACUGACAGCUUUAGAUUCUACUGCAGCUAAACUGGUCCGUCAGAUAAGUAUCGGAUUAGUUCACCAAGCACAGAAACUCCUGGAGGAUUUCAUGGAGCUGGAAAUCAGGUGCAAUGAUACAUUGAGUACCACCACUGCACAGCAGUUCCCACAAGUCUGUAAAAAGAUUAAAAGGUUCAAAGAAAUGUGCUGUGAGUUCAAGCUGGAAUUCCAACAAACUUUGGCAAAGAAGCUUCCCUCGAUCCGAGGAGGAGGAGAAGAGGAGUCUGAGCUGGCAGACGUGCUGAAGAAGAAACUUGCUUCACCUUUCAACAUUGAAGCCCUGAAUGAGUGGAUGGACUGUAAAGAAAGAGAAAUCAGCAUCUUAAAAUCUUUCACCAACAAGAUGAAAAACACCAAGAUCGUUUCUUCCAAUAAUGUUCUACAGGAGGAAGUUCUUAGUGCAGAACAUGCUGUGUGUUUUGUCUUCACCUCCCUGGGAAGUCCUGAACCAUACCUCUCAGUUUUAUCAAACUACUUAACGGGAUCAAACCAACCACACAUUUAUGAUAUAGAGAAGGAACAAUGGUUCCUUUCAAAGGAAGUAGCAGAUGAAAUGCGGACGAAGGUAAAACUCUUCAGUGAAUUUGCAGAGGCUAACGAGGAGAAUGAUAAUGUGAAGUUCCUGACAGUGGGUUUAACCAAUGAGAGACAGAAAGGUUCAAGCAUCUACCUUUAUGGAGAAGACUUUACUGUCACUGAGAACUUUGAGCCGCCUUCAAAGCCUGAAACUGUGACAGCAGGAGACAUCAACCACAACAGUGUGACCCUGAAGAUUUCUCCUCCCAGAUAUGGAGCCGAGAACAUCACCUCCUACUCUGUUGAGUUCUGUGUCCGUGGAGAAGAUGAAUGGAAACAGGAGAGUCAAUCAAUAGCUGAAGAAGUCACAGUGAGGGAUCUGAAGCCAAACACAGAGUAUGUGUUCAGGUGUAGAGCAGUGACCUCAGCAGGUGUUGGACCAGUCAGUGUAGUCAGUGAUUUCAUUAAAACGUUACCCUGCAGUCCUCCUGAAAAACCUCAGCUUGAACCAACCUCCUCUGAGAUAUCAGUUAGCUGGGAGAGACCUGCUGAGCUCGGACAGGAUGUCCAGAUAUUGAGCUACAUUGUGGAGUACGCACAAACAGAUAACAGCUCAAAAGUGGAAGAUGUCCAGUGGGAGCAAACAAUAUCAAGAGGUGAAAAGGCAGUCCUCUCUGGGCUUCAGUCAGAGACAGAAUAUGCAGUCAGAGUCAGAUGUGAUUGUGGUGUAGCUGGUAGGAGCAAGGAAAGUAUCACUGUUAGUGUCUGGACAACAAAGUGUGAAUUUGCACGUGUUGCUGAAUAUCUCAAACACAUCAGCAAGGUUAUAAACUCAGAUGUCCCCUCAGUUUACAAACUGCCUCUGGAAGUCGAUGAUAUGGAUAUAGAUGGCUGCCGGGGGUACAAGCUUGGUAAAGAAAGCAUGAGACAGAACCGCACUAUUAUGCUUCUUGGAGCCACCGGAUCAGGAAAGUCCACUCUCAUCAAUGGAAUGAUCAACUAUGUUGCUGGUGUUGAAUGGAAAGAUAGUUUCAGGUUUAAGUUAGUUGUUGAGGAUCAGUCAUUAUCUCAGGUUCACAGUCAGACCUCUGAAGUCACUGUGUACAGAAUCAACCACCAGGAGGGGUUUAACAUCCCCUACUCUCUGACUAUUGUGGACACUCCAGGUUUUGGAGACACCAGAGGAAUAACAAGAGACAAGGAGAUCACUGAACAAAUCCGAAGGCUUUUUACUUCUGUUGAUGGAGUUAGUGAGAUAGAUGAAGUAUGCUUUGUUACUCAGGCCGCUCUUGUACGACUCACACCAACACAGAAGUAUGUGUUUGACUCGGUGCUCUCAAUCUUUGGCAAAGAUGUGGCAGAAAACAUUCAGAUGCUGGUGACUUUUGCUGAUGGCAAGCAGCCACCGGUUCUCGAGGCAGUAAAUGCCUCCGGGGUCCCAUGUCCAAAAAAUGAGCUGGGGCUCCCAGUCCACUUUAAGUUCAACAACUCUGCAUUAUUUGCAAACAACAGUGGCAAGAGUAUCAACCCCCAAGAUGAAGAUUCUGACGAGGAUAAUGACGGCUUUGAUGAAAUGUUUUGGAAGAUGGGGGCCAAAAGUAUGCAGAAGUUCUUCACUGCUUUGGGUACGAUGACGACCAAAAGCUUGUUAAUGACUCAAGAGGUUUUAAAAGAACGAAAGCAGCUGGAAGCAGCCAUUGAAGGUUUGCAACCACAAAUUAGAGUUGGACUAGCCAAACUUGGUGAAAUUAAGGCAACGCAAGAAAAGGUCAAAGAUCAUGAAACAAUCAUGACUUCAAAUGAGAACUUUGAGAUUGAGAUUGAAGUUACUAAGCCAGUCCAAAGACAGCUCACAGAGAAAGGGGUCUAUAUUACUAACUGUCAGAAAUGUUCUAUAACAUGCCACUACCCAUGUGCAAUAGCAGAUGAUAAUGAGAAACGAGGCUGUGCAUCAAUGGAUAGGACAGGGAUGUGCACAGUCUGCCCUGGAAAAUGCGUUUGGAGUGUUCAUUUCAACCAGACAUACAAAUGGGAGUAUGUUCCAGUAAAAGAGAAGCAGACACUGCAAGAGCUAAAGCAAAAGUAUGAAAAAGCUACAAAAGAUAAGAUGACGAUUCAGAAACUGAUUGAGAGCCAAGAGAACGAGAUUGUUCAGCUUCAAGACAUGAUGCUGUCCUUAAUAGAGCAGUCAGCUCAUAGUAUAACUCGCCUGCAAGAGAUCGCCCUGAGGCCAAACCCUCUGACCACUCCAGAGUACAUCGAACAGCUGAUAGAAGGAGAGAAAUCAGAAGCCAAACCUGGUUUCAAGGCUCGAGUUCAGUCUUUGGAGGCAAUGAAGGAGAGGGCAAAGAUCAUCUCCAAGGUAGCCCGAAAAGAAGAGCUGACAAAAACAGACGAAGAAUUGUCUCAGCAAAGACAGCAGAGGAAAGAAAAGAAAAGCCUGACCCAGAAAUUUUUUAAUUUUUUGGGAAUUUAGGAAAACUUAUUAUAAGAUCUACAGACCUUGUUAGGAGCAAUGAGAGGCCUUUACAGCACAACUCAAAACAGCAGAAUUUAGAAAGUGACAGAAAAUGUCACUGAAAUUAUUACAUUUAAACUUGAUUAUUAGGUAGAACAUAGUGAUUGAAACUGAAGCUUUUCUGUGUGAUAUAUUCUAUGACAGAGAUUAAAUGAUAGAUUAUUAGUAUUAUGUUGCAUGUUUUUCCAUUUAUGCUUUGUAGCUUCUCUCUGAAAUUAUAACUGCAGGUGAUGUAAUUAAUACUUGCUGUUUUUGGAAAUAGCUGAAAUGAUAACUUGAUUAACAAUGUAGUAGAAAAGAAAUGAACUUAAAUUAACUGAUUGUUGAAGUUGUUUUAAUUUGUUAAAUUGUGAAACAAAAUGUCAUUAAAGUUUGAUGGAGUCAAA
Messenger RNA from Mugil cephalus (flathead mullet), 4258 nucleotides. RefSeq lists its product as uncharacterized. NCBI's taxonomy places the organism in Eukaryota, Metazoa, Chordata, Actinopteri, Mugiliformes, Mugilidae. The record is from RefSeq and is a predicted model, not a curated record. Gene Ontology annotation, molecular function: GTP binding; protein binding.